AUGAUAUAUUUCUUAUUUUCAGGCGGCUCAGGGCAUAACACGCCUAACCUUAUGUCAGCAUCAUUGCCGGGAAACAAAAGAGUUGGGAAUUUCACAGCUCCCUCUAGUCAAUCUAUUACCAAAAAGCGAAAGAGUCCUGAGGUUUCUCUAGAAGCUGCUCCUACAGAUUCUAAUAAAGGAAGAAAAAAGAUACCACGAGCUGCUAAGGUGGAUAACAAUGUAGCUAAUGAGUCAUCUGUUAUCACAUCAAGUGUGGCAAAGUGUUUGUUUGACAGUUCAGACUUGUCACCUCCGACCAAUCCAUCUUGUCUGAGUACACCACAAAGUCAAGUAUCUCCUCAGAGUGAUGUAUCUAUCACUCCUACAAACUGCACAAUCGUCACUAAGGAGAGAAUCACAGUCAGUCCUCACAAGCAAAAUCCUUCUUACACUGUGGAAAGGAGCCAUAUGGUUUCUUCUUUCUCCCCAAUCAAGUCUAAUGCAAAGAUGUCGAGUAAAAGAGAUCAUGUGAAAGGACGGCUCAACUUCGAUAACGCUGAAGCAACAAUGAACUUAUCCCCACCUGCUUCUGGAGAUUUUGUUUCGACUUCUUCAUCUGGCUCCGAAGCAGAAGUUGAUUUGUUUGAUAUAGAUUUUCUGAGCGAGAACUUUCCAUUCUCGGAAGUGCUUGUCGAUUUCGAUAUUGCUUGUCAAGGAAUGCCAGACCCUUGCCUGCCACAACCAUCAAACUGUUCCUUUCAGUUAGCCUAAGCAGGCUUCUAGAAAGCUUUAACAGUAAUGUAGAUCACACAGUUUUGAAAUUAAAGAAUGCAAUCCUUCAUUUA
Messenger RNA from Brassica napus (rape), 824 nucleotides. RefSeq lists its product as uncharacterized. Lineage: Eukaryota; Viridiplantae; Streptophyta; Magnoliopsida; Brassicales; Brassicaceae. The record is from RefSeq and is a predicted model, not a curated record. The coding region runs from base 1 to 750 and encodes 249 amino acids. The transcript has 2 exons.